Puccinia graminis f. sp. tritici CRL 75-36-700-3 is the source of this 897-nucleotide messenger RNA. RefSeq lists its product as uncharacterized. Lineage: Eukaryota; Fungi; Basidiomycota; Pucciniomycetes; Pucciniales; Pucciniaceae. The record is from RefSeq and is a predicted model, not a curated record. The coding region runs from base 1 to 897 and encodes 298 amino acids. The transcript has 3 exons.
AUGUCUCCUCAGCCCGACCCAUCUUCUCCCAUAGAACAACCUGAUUUGACCCCAGCUGUGACCAAUUCUGAAUUAGUUGCCCAACCCGUUGAUGCUGUUGAUACCAAUGCGACACCGGCAGUUGAGGCCCAGAUCAUCGAGCCCACUCAGUCUGAUUUGCACCCUGACGCGGCACUCCUUGAUGAUCAUUCAGGCAACAAGGAAGAAACGGGCUCAAAAGAGUCGGCUGGGCCAUUAGAUGAAAAUACUCGCGAAGUUGUAUCAGACCCUGUUUCCGGCAAUCAUGAGACGCCAGUUCUCAACACCAUCCAGAAACAGUUGAGCCGCCCUCGGAAAUACGAUGAGGUUGAGAUUCCGUGCAACGAAGUACAAGACUCUAUUGAUGCGGCAGACAGUGUCGCAAUCGCAUCUAGUCCCCCUGGGAAACAUCACCCUGAUUAUGGUCAAAUGUUGAAACCUCUCGACCGGACCACACCACAACCUGGCACCCAAGCUAUGUCGGCUCUCCCUGUCGAGCAUUUCGACAAAGACACAAGUGUCAGUUCUCCUCAGCUCAAUGAGCCUGUUGAUGUGGAUGAAGUGCUCCCAGUGGCAAGUGAAAUGCAUGAUGACCAUACCAUAGAAGGUGCUGCAGAGGACGCAAUUGAGCAGGCUGCAUUGUCAAACGAAAGUACCACCAAAAUUCUUGACCAGGUCUCUUCUCGCGUUGAAAACGAGCCUCGUUCUCUACACCCAAUUGCUGCCAAUGAUAAUUUGUCUGGGUCAUUGCACAUUGCUCCUCAAGAUGUCCCGAUCCUGAAGGACAAUGUAUCAGCAAUGAAUCCCGAAGAUGUCGCACAGGAGGAUCCUCUCAGAAACGAUCAUGGUAAUGAACUUGCCACGACCAUGCCCCUGUAA